AUGCUGAGCCGCUAUUUUGCGAAUUUUAUCUGCUCCGUUAAGCCCGUCAGAUCUUCUGUCAUAAUUUCAAGGUUUCAUACUGGCCAUGUAGUGGGAGCCGUAAUGAAUGCUCAGAAAAAGACUUACGUCCGUGAUAAGCCCCAUAUGAACAUAGGAACCAUAGGACAUGUUGAUCAUGGCAAGACUACUCUUACUGCAGCCAUUACCAAAGUUUUGUCGGAAAUUAAUAAGGGUAAAACUAUCUUCAAGUCGUAUGAAGAAAUUGACGCUGCUCCUGAAGAGAAAAAACGCGGAAUCACAAUCAACGCCGCUGUUGUUGAUUACUCUACUGAAAAGCGCCAUUAUGCUCAUACAGACUGUCCUGGUCACGCUGAUUACAUAAAAAACAUGAUUACUGGUGCAAAUCAAAUGGAAUGUGCCGUGAUUGUAGUUGCUGCAACGGACGGGACUAUGCCUCAAACUCGUGAACAUUUGCUACUUGCCAAACAGAUUGGAAUUGAAAAUAUUAUUGUAUUUAUCAAUAAGGCUGAUUCUGCUGAUGCUGAAAUGUUGGAAUUAGUAGAAUUGGAAAUCCGCGACACUCUUAAACAAUACGGUUUUGACGGUGAUAAUACUCCUGUUGUAUCUGGAUCAGCCCUAUAUGCUUUGGAAGACAAAGAUCCUGCCAUUGGGCGUGAAAAAAUUAUCGAGCUUCUGAAGGUCAUUGACGAGGUACCAAUGCCUAAGCGUGAACUCGAUAAACCACUCCUUCUCCCGGUUGAACAGGUCUUUACAAUCACUGGCCGUGGUACCGUAGCUACCGGUAGCAUCAAGCGAGGCAAAGUAAAGCUGCAAGACCAAAUUGAAGUGGUUGGCUACAACGAGACCCUUAAGUCAACUGUUACAGGAAUUGAGAUGUUCCGCCAAAUGAUGGAGUGUGGAGAAGCGGGUGAUCAGGUUGGGGUUCUUCUUCGUGGUGUGAAACGUGACGAAAUUCGUCGUGGAAUGGCCAUUGUUGCUCCCAAAUCUGCCUCCAUCCAUAACUGCUUCAAGGCCCAGGUUUACAUGCUUUCAAAGAAGGAAGGUGGACGUGAGAAGCCGUUCACAAACAAUUUUCAAUUGCAAAUCUUCAGUAUGUCAUGGGAUUGUCCGGCUUUUCUACAACUUGACGAAGGCCGCGAUUUUCUAAUGCCUGGCGAAGAUGCCAGCAUAAAAUUACACAUGCAAAAGAAAAUGUUCCUUGAACAAGGUCAACGAUUCACUAUUCGUUCCGGUGGCUCUACGAUGGGGUACGGAGUGGUUUCUGAUCUUCUUCCUGACCCUGGAAUGGGCAAAUGGGCUGAUUAG
This is a messenger RNA of Rodentolepis nana, 1326 nucleotides long. The record is from the annotation of a GenBank genome assembly. Lineage: Eukaryota; Metazoa; Platyhelminthes; Cestoda; Cyclophyllidea; Hymenolepididae.